Messenger RNA from Hylaeus anthracinus, 3639 nucleotides. Its product is annotated as scm-like with four MBT domains protein 1. The record is from RefSeq and is a predicted model, not a curated record. The transcript is spliced from 8 exons. NCBI's taxonomy places the organism in Eukaryota, Metazoa, Arthropoda, Insecta, Hymenoptera, Colletidae. Gene Ontology annotation, biological process: regulation of DNA-templated transcription. The coding region runs from base 473 to 3202 and encodes 909 amino acids. Gene Ontology annotation, cellular component: nucleus.
ACGUACAGGUGAAUAAUAACGAGGUUUACGAUACUCGUGCAUCGAACGAGUGCAGUUACAUUUCUAUAGUGGAGUGGAUUCGUGUAUAGCCACGACGAACACGUGUGGAGAUAAAGUAACGAAGAGUCGAAGUUAGGUAGCUGUGAUAUUCGGGACGAGUGCGCCAAACGUACCGCACGAGAGAGAUAGGAAACGAUAGGGGGAGCGAGAGAGAAGACACGCACGGUAGACCAGUAUAGAGCGGCACGGGCAGCUACGAUCGACGGUAACUAUUUUUCAUUGACCAAGCACCACAGAAAUUUCGAAAAAUAAGCGCACACAUCGCCACGGUGAGUUGUAAAAUUCACCGAGAUAUCGUUCGAAACACCACGGACAGAUUAAUAACGUCCCUUCCAUUUCUCGUCGAUUAACGACGAAUCAAAAUUGAUUUCGAUGAAUUCGUGUGCAGGCCUUAUAAUAUUAUAACGAAAUCAUGGAACCUUGCGAGGGACGAACACAAGAGAAAGUGCAAGAAGGAGAGUAUGGAUUUUUUUGGCAAGACUACCUCGAUGUCACAGAAAGCGUGGAAGUACCUCAAAUUAUGUUUCCACAUGUGGAACUCACGCUUCAAAGCGGCAUCGAAAUUGGCAUGUCUCUUGAAGUGCCAAUUCCAAAGACUGCAAACGAGGAAAACAUCAAAUAUUGGAUUGCCUCCAUUGUUAUGGCAUGCGGACCUCUAUUACGGUUACGUUACUUUGGUGGAGAUGAUAGAUCACUGGAAUUUUGGUUCAAUCUCACAAAGGAGGCUGCUCAUGAACUUGGUUGGUGUGUGAAAAAUAAUAAAAAGUUAGAACCACCUGAUAUUGUACUUCAGCGAUUACCUAACUGCAUGGAAAAGUUGGAUGAAUUUUUAACAACAGCACGGACUGUUCCACCGCAAAUGUUGUCAGGGGAUGGUCUCAGCAUGACAGAAAGAAUUAAACCAGAGAUGAAAGUUGAAGUUAGUGAUACUCUACAUCCUUAUAAAUUAUGGGUAGCUACGAUCAUAGAAAAUGUAGGUGGACGUCUUCUACUAAGAUAUGACACUCCCGGUUCAUUGCAUAAAGACUUUUGGAUGUUCUGUACAUCAGAACAUCUUCAUCCGUAUGGAUUCACAUCUAAAUCAGAUUCUAAUUGGUUUUUAGAGCCACCCAGUUCUAUUGUAGACAUGCAUACAUACGAAGAGUGGAAAGACUUAUUAGAAUCUAUACCAAAAAACAACAGCCUACCAGAGGAACUAUUUAACAAUAACGUAGAACACUCGAAGCAUGAGUUCAAGGUUGGCAUGAAAUUGGAAGCUUUAAGUCCAAUUCAUCAAACAAAAAUAUGCCCAGCGACUGUUAUAAAAGUAUUCGAUAACACUUACUUCCUCGUACGUAUCGACACAUAUGAUAAAUCAAUGGAAGGAAUUGAUAUUGAGUCGUGUAUAUACAAUAGUACAGAAAAAAAUACUUGGCUAUGCACAUCAGCACAUCCGUACAUCUUCCCAGUUGGAUGGGCAAAGCGAAACGAUAUUAAAAUAGCACAACCAAAUGGAUGGAUCUCAAAAAGGGAUGACUUCGAUUGGGACGAAUAUUUAACAGAGACGCAGGCGAUUGCUGCGGAAGAGACAUUAUUUUCCGAAAGACAAAGCGCUACCGAUGCUGGAUUCGAGUGCGGCAUGCGGUUAGAAGCAGUCGAUCCAGAGCGCGAGAAUGUUAUAUGCGCUGCGCAUAUUACAAAAAUUGUUGACAAUCUCUUAUGGUUAAAGUUAGAUAAUUACGAAAACACGAGACCAGAACAUAUAGUCGAUAUGCAUUCCCUGCAAAUAUUUCCUGUUGGAUGGUGCGAGUCUAAUCACUACCCGCUGAAACCACCGAAGGAUUACGUGGAACUUUGUAAAAAGCUGCAAACGCCCCCGAAAGACGAAAAGAAGAGCAACGUUUUAGAUAUACCGAUAUCAGAGCCUCGUUCGUCGUUGUGGUGUCCAAAGAUAUAUUUCAAUUACCGUUGUUUCACGGGGCCUAUGAUUUCCAAAGGGAAACUGGCGACACUGCCAAAAGCAGUGGGGCCUGGUCCUGUGAUUCUAGUGAUGAGGGAAGUUCUGUCGAUGAUCGUAUCCGUCGGAUACAGAAGCGCUCGAAUAUUGAAAGUACUGCAAUGCGAUUCGAAACCAGAUCCUGGAUAUCAUUUGGAAGUUUUAAAGGCGAAGCACAAAAACAAUACGUACCGUGCUAGCGUUGCAGUCGUCACGUCUGGCGAUAUGGUGGCGGACUUUUGCAGAAAUAUCUGCAAGAAGUUGAUGGUAUGCCCGAACUUGUUCGGACCUUUGUACGUACCCGAAAACGAAUGUCCAGAUAGAUGUCAUAAGACGUCUAAAGCCAAAUUCACAUCGGUAGGUACUGGAAGAAGGGGAAAGCCAAAGGGUUACACGAGUAUCAUGGUGCAAAAACCUAAGCCAUGGGGUGGUAGACGGAAGAGGAGGCGCGGUAGAUGGGCGAACAGAGAGAAGGAUACUCAGGACGAUUACGACCACGAGGACGAUUUGCCAUUUUUAUCGCUGGAUUUAGCGAAACAUGUGUCAGGGAUUGAAGAGACCCUCGACGGAAGAACGCCACUUUCUGAGAUAGAUAUCAUGAUCCAAAAAGGUUUGGAGAAAUCGGACAAGUCGGAUGAAUUUAAAACCGAGCCACCGUCGAGUAAUGCUUCGGAGGACUCUGGAAGUUCGUUUAAUGAUAGAAAGACGAAGGAUAGAGGAAGCCCCAGUAGUUUGAGUAAUAACAAACAUUCGUCGAAAUAUAGUCAAAGUAGUGCAGUCACCAGGGCAAGUAAGAGAGAGCGAGACUGGGAUACGAGCAUCGAAUCUGAUUGCUCAGAAGCGGAUGCUGAAUAUGUGAGAAUGCAGAAAAAACAAAGACGACCGAAAACGCGAAAAUUGGACUCGAAUCCCUUGUUUUGGAGCGUGGACGACGUGUUCAGAUAUUUGAGAAAGACGAACGAUUGCAAAGAUAUCGCGUAUCGAGUUAAACAAGAGGAAAUUGACGGACUGGCGUUCCUACUGUUGAAUCUACCGUCUCUGACGCAACACAUGAAGCUACGAACAAGUUUGGCCAUGAAACUUUGUCGUCACGUCGAACAAGUCAAGGUCACAUUUUUUUUACGGCACAUCAACGAAGUAGAACCCGAACAGUAUCAAAUAGUAUAAUUGUAUCAAUUAGGAAAUUCAAUUUGUUUUAUUAUUUAUACAGUGUAACAUAAUGUAUCAUGAGAGGAAAAAUGAUGCUAGGAUCUUUAUUGUAUGAUAAAGACUGAAUGACUUUUAAUUUAUAUAAAAAUGCAAGACUGCAUUAACUUUAAAUAGUGAUAUAACCUAUUUAAUCGUAACAUAGUAUAUUUAAAUUAUUUUUGUUAUAUAGUAAGAUUUGCAUGAAAUGAAAUUUUCCUAAUUAUACAUAAAAUUGUUUAAAUGUGUACCUAAGAUAUUGAAACAUAUUCUGUUCCGAUAAUGUGUAAAAUUUGUACAAAAAUUAUAAUUAUGUACUUUCUUCCACUAAUAAUAUAAAUGUUAUUAAUCUUUAAGUAGUCUAAAUUCUUGUAACUUUGAUUUUGUAAAAUGACAAUAAAACAAGAUAUUCGUAGUUU